This is a messenger RNA of Plodia interpunctella (Indianmeal moth), 675 nucleotides long. RefSeq lists its product as uncharacterized. Gene Ontology annotation, cellular component: nucleus. The coding region runs from base 189 to 452 and encodes 87 amino acids. The transcript is spliced from 2 exons. The record is from RefSeq and is a predicted model, not a curated record. Gene Ontology annotation, biological process: regulation of DNA-templated transcription. Gene Ontology annotation, molecular function: transcription coactivator activity. Lineage: Eukaryota; Metazoa; Arthropoda; Insecta; Lepidoptera; Pyralidae.
UAGCAGCACUUUUUAUUAGUGUCAAAUAUCGAACGAAACGAAGCUGUUUGUAUUUGUUCCAAGUUAUCGUAAAACGAUAUCAGUUUUUGACGCCGUAUUGUCUUGAAUUUAUUCUUAUUUUCGCAUUCCAGAUAGGUUAUUUCGUUCAUAGUUUCAAGAUUCUCUAAUACAGACAAUACAAUAAAACAAUGUCUUCAUAUAAGCCGAUCGAUUCCAAAAGAGAGGAGUUUCGACGCUAUUUGGAAAGAGCUGGAGUAAUGGACGCAUUAACUAAAGUGCUUGUUAGCUUGUAUGAGGAGCCAGACAAACCCGAAGAUGCUUUGGAGUAUGUUCGCAAGCACUUGGGUACUGACGGGGGCGAUGAUGAGCUUGAAGCAGCAAGGGCACGUAUUGCAGAAUUAGAAGCUGAAAAUGCUCUGCUGAAAGGUGAUGCAGCCCCAACGGAAGGAUAAAAAUGAUUUAUUUAUUCAUAGUUAUAUUAAUAAUGAUACAUGUUCAAUUAAUAAAUGAUGAUCUCAAUACAUAAUAAAUGAUCUCGGAUAGACUAUCCUUGUUGAAUCUGAAGAAAAAUAUAACAUUGUGUUAUAAAUACUUUGAGAGUAUUAUUUUUGUUAUGAUUUAAGUAUAUUUGUGUUAGAAGUGCAAGAAGCAACAUUAAAUUUUCGUUUCAUUACA